Messenger RNA from Lodderomyces elongisporus, 783 nucleotides. It is a transcript of the gene SOL3, whose product is annotated as 6-phosphogluconolactonase. The record is from RefSeq and is a predicted model, not a curated record. Lineage: Eukaryota; Fungi; Ascomycota; Pichiomycetes; Serinales; Debaryomycetaceae. Bases 1 to 783 code for a protein of 260 amino acids. Gene Ontology annotation, molecular function: 6-phosphogluconolactonase activity. Gene Ontology annotation, biological process: pentose-phosphate shunt; carbohydrate metabolic process. The transcript has a single exon.
AUGACAGCAACAGUCUUUGCAUAUUCAGAAUCAGCCGACGUUGCAAACGCCGUAGGAAAGUAUAUAGUUUCCCACCAAAAAGAAGCACUCAAAGCACAUGGUUCAUUCAACAUUGCAAUUUCAGGGGGCUCACUUGGAAAAGUUUUAAAGAAAGCAUUGAUCGAUAAUGCGGAGAUUGCAAAGGAAGUAGAAUGGGCUAAUUGGAAUGUGUAUUUCAGUGAUGAGAGAUUGGUACCAUUGGAUCAUGAUGAUUCAAACUAUGGAUUGUUCAAUGAAAUGGUUUUGAAAAAUUUGCCUGCCAAUUCUGCAAAACCAAAUGUACACACGAUUGACGAAUCUUUAUUGACAGGUAAAGAUGGUCAAGCUGGUGAAGGAGCGGAUCAAAAGAAAGACGAUGAGAUUGCACAUAAGUACGCAGCCACAUUACCAGACAAGUUCGAUGUGAUUUUAUUAGGGUGCGGUCCCGACGGCCAUACAUGUUCCUUAUUUCCAGGACACAAGCUUUUAAGUGAACGUGCAUCUCUUGUUGCAAGCAUAAGCGACUCUCCAAAACCACCACCAAGAAGAAUCACCAUCACAUUCCCGGUGUUGGAGAAGGCGACAUCGAUUGCUUUCGUUGCUGAAGGUUCUGGAAAAGCACCUAUUUUGAAGGAAAUCUUCACAGAUCCAGCAAGCAAAUUGCCAUCAAAGUUGGUAAGUGAACUCACAACAGGAGUUGAUGUCAAUUGGUUCGUUGACUCCUCAGCAGUUGAUGGAGUUAACAUUCGUACAAGUAAAUAUUAG